GGGCCCCUCGGGCGGGCUGGGGCGGCGGCGCGGUGGAGCGCGGCGCUGCAGCCAUGGCGGGCGGCGCGCGGCUGCUCUGGGUGUCGCUAUUGGUGCUGCUGGCGCAGCUGGGGCCGCAGCCCGGGCUGGGCCGACCCCGAGAGCGUCUCCGCGUGCGCUUCACCCCCGCCGUGUGCGGCCUGCGUUGCAUCCACGGGCCCACAGGCUCCCGCUGUACCCCGACCUGCGCGCCCCGCAACGCCACCAGCGUGGACAGCGGCGCGCCCGGCGGGGCGGCCCCGGGGGGACCCGGCUUCCGCGCCUACCUGUGCCCCUUGAUCUGUCACAACGGUGGUGUGUGUGUGAAGCCUGACCGCUGCCUCUGUCCCCCGGAUUUCGCUGGCAAAUUCUGCCAAUUGCAUUCCUCGGGGGCCCGGCCCCCGGCCCCAGCCAUGCCGGGCCUUACCCGCUCCGUGUACACCAUGCCACUAGCCAACCACCGUGAUGAUGAACAUGGUGUGGCAUCGAUGGUGAGCGUGCACGUGGAGCACCCUCAGGAGGCAUCGGUAGUGGUGCACCAGGUGGAACGUGUGUCAGGCCCCUGGGAAGAGGCGAACCCUGAAGCCCUAGCCAGGGCUGAGGCGGCAGCACGGGCCGAGGCGGCAGCGCCCUACACAGUGCUGGCACAGAGCGCGCCGCGCGAGGAUGGCUACUCAGACGCCUCCGGCUUCGGUUACUGUUUCAGGGAAUUGCGCGGAAGCGAAUGUGCUUCGCCACUGCCCGGGCUCCGGACUCAGGAAGUAUGCUGCCGAGGGGAGGGCUUGGCCUGGGGUGUUCAUGAUUGUCAGCCGUGCUCGGAGCACCUGGGGAACUCCAACCGAGUGAAUGGCCCAAAUGGACCGUGUCCAACCGGCUUCGAGAGGGUUAACGGGUCCUGCGUAGAUGUGGAUGAGUGCGCCACAGGUGGGCGUUGCCAACACGGGGAGUGCGCCAACACUCGUGGCGGGUACACGUGUGUGUGUCCCGACGGCUUCCUGCUGGACUCCUCCCGGGGCAGCUGCAUCUCCCAACACGUGAUCUCUGAGGCAAAGGGGCCCUGCUACCGAGUGCUCCAUGAUGGCGGAUGCUCGCUGCCCAUUCUUCGAAACAUCACCAAACAAAUCUGCUGCUGUAGCCGUGUGGGCAAGGCUUGGGGCCGCGGCUGCCAGCUGUGCCCACCUCACGGUUCAGAGGGUUUUCGGGAGAUUUGCCCAGCUGGCCCUGGUUACCACUAUUCAGCCUCUGAUCUCCGCUACAAUACGAGACCCCUGAGCCAGGACCCACCUCGAGUGACCUUCAAUCAACCACGCGCCCCACCACCCACUGCUCGGCCACCCAUAGGCUUUCUGCCCACUCGGUCUCGGCCUGAACCCCAGCCUCGGCCUGAAUCUCGGCCACAGCCUGAAUCCCGGCCUCGGCCUGAAUCUCGGCCACAGCCUGAACUCCGGCCUCGGCCUGAACCCCGGCCACAGCCUGAAUCUCGGCCACGUCCUGAAUUUGCCCUGCCCAGCACCCCUCCUUGGACUGGUCCAGAGAGUCCUGAAUCAGAUCCCUCCUCCUCCAGCGUGUGCCAGCGCAAUCCCCAGGUUUGUGGUCCGGGACGCUGCGUUCCCCGGCCCAGUGGCUACACGUGUGCGUGCGACCCUGGUUUCCGACUCAACCCCCAUGGCACUCGCUGCAUAGACGUAGAUGAAUGUCGCCGCGUGCCUAUGCCCUGUGCUCCUGGACGCUGCGAGAACACACCAGGCAGCUUUCGCUGCGUGUGUGGAACAGGCUUCCAAGCAAGCCCGCGGGCUACAGAGUGCCUGGAUGUGGACGAGUGCCAGCGCGUGCCGCCGCCGUGUGACCGCGGGCGCUGCGAGAACAAGCCAGGCAGUUUCCUAUGUGUGUGUCCCGCUGGAUACCAAGCAGCGCCACACGGAGCCAGCUGCCAGGAUGUGGACGAAUGCACCCAGAGCCCAGGCCUCUGCGGCCGUGGAGUCUGCGAGAAUCUGCCCGGCUCUUUCCGCUGUGUUUGCCCGGCUGGCUUCCGCGGCUCGACGUGUGAAGAAGAUGUGGAUGAGUGUGCCCAGCACCCUCCACCCUGCGGGCCAGGCCGCUGCGACAACACCGCAGGCUCAUACCACUGUGCCUGUCCAGCUGGCUUCCGCUCCCGAGGACCAGGGGCCCCCUGCCAAGAUGUGGAUGAGUGUGCCCGGAGCCCCUCGCCCUGUGCCUAUGGCCGCUGUGAGAACACAGAAGGGAGUUUCCAGUGUGUCUGCCCUACAGGCUUCCAAGCCAACGCUGCUGGCUCCGAGUGCGAGGAUGUGGAUGAGUGUGAGAACCACCUGGCGUGUCCUGGGCAGGAGUGUGUGAACUCACCGGGCUCCUUCCAAUGCCGGCCUUGUCCUGUUGGCUACCACCUGCACCGUGGCAGGUGCACUGAUGUGGACGAAUGCAGUUCGGGCACCCCUUGUGGUCUCCACGGCCAGUGCACCAACACGGGAGGCUCUUUCCACUGUAGCUGCGCUCCAGGUUACCGGGCACCAGCUGGUCUCCCCGGGCCUUGUGCAGACAUAAAUGAGUGUCUGGAAGGCGACUUCUGCUUCCCCCACGGAGAGUGCCUCAACACGGAUGGCUCCUUUGCCUGUACUUGUGCCCCUGGCUACCGGCCUGGACCUCGUGGAGCUUCUUGUCUGGACGUGGACGAGUGCAGCGAGGAGGACCUUUGCCAGAGCGGCAUCUGCACCAACACUGACGGCUCCUUUGAGUGCGUCUGUCCUCCCGGGCACCGCGCUGGCCCAGAUCUUGCCUCGUGCCUUGACAUUGACGAAUGUCGUGAACGAGGACCUGCCCUGUGCGGGUCUCAGCGCUGUGAAAAUUCCCCGGGCUCCUACCGCUGUGUGCGUGACUGCGAUCCUGGUUAUCACCCUGGCCCUGAGGGCACCUGUGAUGAUGUGGACGAGUGCCAAGAAUACGGCUCUGCGAUUUGCGGAGCGCAGCGCUGUGAGAACACCCCUGGCUCCUACCGCUGCAUGCCAGCCUGUGACCCUGGUUAUCAGCCCACACCAGGGGGCGGAUGCCAGGACGUGGAUGAGUGUCGGAACCGAUCCUUUUGUGGUGCCCACGCCGUGUGCCAGAACCUGCCCGGUUCCUUCCAGUGCGUCUGUGACCAAGGCUACGAGGGGGCACGGGAUGGACGUCACUGCGUGGGCACAUUCCCAGGCUCACAGCCCCAAGCACCUGCCAGCCCCAAUCUUAUAGCGAGGCCUCAGCCCCCACCCCAACCUCGAAGACCCAGCCCUCCCAGGCAGGGACCUGUGAGCAGUGGGCGUCGCGAGUGCUACUUUGACACAGCGGCUCCAGAUGCAUGUGACAAUAUCUUGGCUCGAAAUGUGACGUGGCAGGAGUGUUGCUGUACUGUGGGUGAAGGCUGGGGCAGUGGCUGCCGUAUCCAACAGUGCCCGGGCACUGAGACAGCUGAGUACCAGUCAUUGUGUCCUCAUGGUCGGGGCUACCUGGUGCCCAGUGGAGACCUGAGCGCCCGGAGAGAUGUGGAUGAAUGCCAGCUCUUCCAGGACCAGGUGUGCAAGAGCGGAGUGUGUGUGAACACCGCCCCGGGCUACUCUUGCUAUUGCAGCAACGGCUUCUACUAUCACGCACAGCGGCUGGAGUGCGUUGAUAAUGACGAAUGUGCCGACGAGGAGCCCGCUUGUGAAGGUGGCCGCUGCGUUAACACGGUGGGCUCUUACCACUGCACCUGCGAGCCCCCACUGGUGCUGGACGGCUCCCGGCGCCGCUGCGUCUCCAACGAGAGCCAGAGCCUCGAUGACAAUCUGGGAGUGUGCUGGCAGGAAGUGGGGCCUGAUCUUGUUUGCAGUCGCCCGCGACUAGACCGGCAGGCCACCUACACAGAGUGCUGCUGUCUCUACGGAGAAGCCUGGGGCAUGGACUGCGCUCUCUGUCCUGCCCAGGACUCAGAUGAUUUCGAGGCCCUUUGCAAUGUGCUGCGCCCCCCUGCAUAUGGCCCGCCGCGCCCAGGCGGCUUUGGACUCCCGUACGAAUAUGGCCCAGAUAUAGGCCCACCUUACCAGAGUCUCCCUUAUGGCCCAGACCUAUAUUCACCACCUGUGCUACCCUAUGACCCCUACCCACCCCCUCCUGGACCCUUUGCUCGUCGGGAGGCCCCUUAUGGCGCCCCACCCUUCGACAUGCCAGACUUUGAGGAUGAUGGUGGUCCCUAUGGUGAGUCGGAGGCUCCGGCCCCACCCAGCCGAGGCACUGGCUGGACAUAUCGAUCCAGAGACACCCGUGGUUCCUUCCCAGAGCCUGAGGAGUCCUCUGAGCGUGGAGGCUAUACAGGAGCCUUGGCUGAGCCCUAUGAAGGCCUGGAGGCUGAGGAGUGCGGGAUCCUGGAUGGCUGCGCCCAUGGCCGCUGUGUGCGCGUUCCCGAAGGCUUUACCUGCGACUGUUUCGAUGGCUACCGUCUGGACAUCACCCGCAUGUCCUGUGUCGACAUCAACGAGUGUGACGAGGCUGAGGCAACCUCCCCGCUCUGUGUCAAUGCACGCUGUGUCAACACCGAUGGCUCCUUCCGCUGUGUCUGCCGUCCAGGAUUUGCACCCACACACCAGCCACAUCACUGUGCGCCUGCGCGACCCCGAGCCUGAGCACCUGCACUUGGCGCCCCAUUAUGCCUGCGCUCUGGGAGCUUCCGGAGCACGCCUGGCUCCCUCUAGUCCGCGAGUGUGCAAGGAUGUCCGCCAGUCUGGACUUAGGAUGGACAGACACAGAGGGGUGCCUUUCGCUGCUCUCGUCAUUCCCAGCCCCUCCCACUAGCGCUUUGGGCCUGGCGUGGUCCAGUCCUGUGUCCCCUGUCACAUUCCUUUCCUUUUAUAAAAAUUUCAAUUAAAACACCUAUUUUGUA
This is a messenger RNA of Alexandromys fortis (reed vole), 4924 nucleotides long. Its product is annotated as latent-transforming growth factor beta-binding protein 4. The transcript is spliced from 29 exons. NCBI's taxonomy places the organism in Eukaryota, Metazoa, Chordata, Mammalia, Rodentia, Cricetidae. The record is from RefSeq and is a predicted model, not a curated record. The coding region runs from base 54 to 4667 and encodes 1537 amino acids. Gene Ontology annotation, molecular function: calcium ion binding.